CCAUGGCCGGGCUCCUGCCGCUGCUCCUGCUCCUGCUGCCGGCGGGACCCGCCUGGGGCUCCAAGGACAAGUGCUUCACCAAGAUGUACACGACGAGCGGGGAGUGCUGCAAAGCCUGCAACCUGGGAGAGGGGGUGGUGCAGCCCUGCGGGGUCAACCAGACUGUCUGCGAGCCCUGCCUGGACAGCGUCACCUACUCUGACACGGUCAGCGCCACGGAGCCGUGCAAGCCCUGCACGCAGUGCGUGGGGCUGCAGAGCAUGUCCGCGCCCUGCGUGGAGUCGGACGACGCCGUGUGCCGCUGCGCCUACGGCUACUACCAGGACGAGCCGAGCGGGAGCUGCAAGGAGUGCCGGGUGUGCGAGGUGGGCUUCGGCCUCAUGUUCCCCUGCCAGGAUUCGCAGGACACGGUCUGCGAGGAGUGUCCUGAGGGCACCUUCUCCAGUGAAGCCAACUUUGUGGACCCCUGCCUGCCCUGCACCACCUGCGAGGAGAACGAGGUGAUGGUGAAGGAGUGCACGGCCAUCUCGGAUGCUGAAUGCAGAGACCUCCACCCUCGCUGGACAACACACACGCCAUCCCUGGUGGGCUCCGACAGCCCCGAGCCCAUCACCAGGGACCCCUUCAACACCGAAGUGAUGCCCAGCACCCUGGCAGACACCGUCACCACCGUCAUGGGCAGCUCGCAGCCCGUCGUGAGCCGCGGCACCGCCGACAACCUCAUCCCCGUCUACUGCUCCAUCCUGGCGGCUGUGGUGGUGGGGCUGGUGGCCUACAUCGCUUUCAAAAGGUGGAACAACUGCAAACAGAACAAGCAAGGGGCUAACAACCGCCCGGUGAACCAGACGCCUUCGCCGGAGGGGGAGAAGCUGCACAGCGACAGUGGCAUCUCGGUGGACAGCCAGAGCCUGCACGACCAGCAGCCACCCAGCCAGAGCACCCAGGGGCCAGUGCCCAAGGGAGAUGGGAACCUCUACGCCAACCUGCCACCCAGCAAGCAGGAGGAGGUGGAGAAGCUGCUGGGCAGCUCCGCGGAGGAGACGUGGAGGCAGCUGGCCGGGGAGCUGGGCUACAAAGAGGACCUCAUAGACUCCUUCACCCGGGAGGAAUCGCCCGCCCGGGCUCUCCUGGCCGACUGGUCCUCCAAGGAGACAGCCACCCUCGACGCCCUGCUCGCCGCCCUGCGCAAGAUCCAGCGCGGGGACAUCGCCGAGAGCUUGUACAGCGAGUCCACCGCCACCUCCCCUGUCUGAAGGGUGGCCCGGGGUGGCCCCGCGGGGUCCCCUUCCCCCUUCACUCCCUCGCCUCUCCGCUCCCCGGCACCAAAAGCC
Messenger RNA from Gymnogyps californianus (California condor), 1331 nucleotides. It is a transcript of the gene NGFR, whose product is annotated as nerve growth factor receptor. Bases 3 to 1253 code for a protein of 416 amino acids. The record is from RefSeq and is a predicted model, not a curated record. Gene Ontology annotation, molecular function: coreceptor activity; death receptor activity; nerve growth factor binding. Lineage: Eukaryota; Metazoa; Chordata; Aves; Accipitriformes; Cathartidae. Gene Ontology annotation, biological process: Rho protein signal transduction. Gene Ontology annotation, cellular component: cell surface; plasma membrane. The transcript has 6 exons.